This is a messenger RNA of Arachis stenosperma, 2109 nucleotides long. RefSeq lists its product as uncharacterized. NCBI's taxonomy places the organism in Eukaryota, Viridiplantae, Streptophyta, Magnoliopsida, Fabales, Fabaceae. Bases 1 to 2109 code for a protein of 702 amino acids. The record is from RefSeq and is a predicted model, not a curated record. The transcript has 5 exons.
AUGAUUAUUCCUGGUCCUCGUAAUCCUAAAACCAGGAUUGAUGUAUACCUGCAGCCCUUGAUUGAUGAGCUAAAACUACUAUGGGAAGAUGGCGUUUUAACUUAUGAUAUUCAUUCCAAGUCAAAUUUUGUAAUGCGAGCUGCAUUGUUGUGGACUAUUAAUGAUUUUCCUGCAUAUGGAAUGUUGUCUGGAUGGAUGACAGCAGGCAGGCUAGCAUGUCCAUACUGUAUGGAACGAACCAAGGCAUUCCAAUUAAAAAAUGGGAGAAAGCCAUCAUGGUUUGACUGCCACAGACAAUUCUUGCCAAAUAAUCACAUGUUUAGAAGAAACAAGGAUGCAUUCUAUAAGAAUAGAAUUGAGAGAUCAGAACCUCCGCCAAGAUUGACUGGAGAGCAAAUAUGGUAUAUAGUUCAGAAUUAUGAUAAGAUAAGUGAUGUAGAGCAACUUGAGAUAGAAGGAUAUGGAAGUACGUAUAAUUGGACCAAAAGAAGCAUAUUUUGGGAUUUGCCUUAUUGGCAUCAUAAUUUAAUCCGUCAUAACCUUGAUGUAAUGCAUAUUGAGAAGAAUGUAUUUGAUAAUAUAUUCAAUACUGUCAUGGACAUCAAAGAGAAGACUAAAGAUAAUGCAAAGGCUAGAAUGGAUCUGUCAUUAUACUGCAAGCGAAAAAAUUUAGAACUGCCAAAACAAAGUGGAGGUAAAAUUAUAAAACCCAAAGCAAACUACACCUUUACCCUCCAGCAAAAGAGGGCAAUAUGUGAAUGGGUGAAAGAGUUAAGGAUGCCUGAUGGGUAUGUUUCAAAUUUAGGGAGAUGUGUUGACAUGAAAGAGGGCAAGUUAUAUGGAAUGAAAAGUCAUGAUUGUCAUAUAUUUAUGGAACGUUUACUGCCAAUUGCUUUUAGUUCAUUGCCAGAGCAGAUCUGGAAGCCAAUAACAGAGUUAAGUCAAUUCUUUCGAGAUUUGUGCUCAACAUUGUUACGAGAAGAUGUUCUAAAUAAGCUAGAAGAAAAUAUUUCAAUUGUGCUAUGCAAGCUAGAACGUUUCUCCAUCAUCUUAAAAAAAAAGGUCAAGAACAAAGCACAUGUUGAAGGAUCUAUCGUUGAAUCAUACCUAAUUGAGGAGAUUUCUUACUUUUGUGAGUACUAUUUUAACCAAACUAGCAUCGAUGAAAAGCAAAAUGAUGAAGGUGAUGAUUCAAUUGAGCAAAAUUUGUCUAUUUUUAAUUUGCCUGGUUGUUUGGCUGGUGAAUGCAAAACUCGUUAUUUAGAUGACAAAGAAUUCAGUGUAGCCAUGAAUCAUAUACUAAUAAACUGUGAUGAAAUUAAGCCAUAUAUUGAGAUCUUUGUGGAUUUCAUACGCCAAGAUCAUAUUACUUUAAGUGAUGAACAAGUUGAUCAAUUUAUUGAAGCGGAUUUUGCAGAAUGGUUUAAAAAUUAUGUUCAUGAUCCUUUAAAUAAUGUGACAGAUUCGAAUAUUCAUUCCUUGGCAUGGGGUCCUUUGAGAAUUGUUAAAUGUUGGCCUAUUUACAAAGUCAAUGGCUUCAAGUUUCACACAAGAUCUCACUCAAGUGGAAAGUCAACUCAAAAUUAUGGAAUAUGUGUCAAAGGCACAUGUUAUGGUGAAUAUGAAAAUGAUUUCUAUGGCCUGCUUAAUGAAAUUAUCCAAGUUGAGUAUACUGGGCUACCACUAAAAAGAGUUGUACUAUUUAAAUGCGAAUGGUUUGAUCCCACGAUUGGCAAAGGAACAAAGGUAAACAAAGAGUAUGGAAUCAUACAGAUUCGAAAGAAUCGACGAUAUAGUAAAUAUGAUCCAUUUAUCAUUGCACAUAAAGCAAUUCAAGUAUAUUUUGCACCUCAUCCAAUGAGCAACACCAAGGAAAAAGCAGAAUGGUGGUUUGUAUUCAAGACUAAAGCAAGAGGUGAGAUUGAGAUUGAAACAACGGAGGAUUUUGCAUAUCAAGAAGAUGGCACAAAUCAAUCUAACAAUCAUAUCUCAAAUGAUAUUGAUAUUGUUGUUGAUUUACUGGAUACCAAUAACGAAGAUAUGGAUGAGGAUGAGAAUGAAGACGAGGACGACGACGAGAACAAUGAGGAUGAAAAUCAAAAUGAAUAG